CACACAUUCACAAUCUGGUUCAUGCGAGGAUAGGGACUGUCCCGGCCUGAACUCGACGUUACAAAUAGGAGCUGCGGCAUUCCAAGUGGAGCAGAGUGGAGGUGCGCCGCGCCGACGGUAAUAUUAAGUAACGACUGGAUGUGCACAGAGAGAGGGAGAGAAAGAGAGAGAGAGAGAGAGAGACGGGCAGGAGUUAAAGCGUGUGUCUUUGCCUCCUCGACUCCAAAACACGUUUGGAGACGCGUCAACGCGCACCGGCGGACCGAACGCAUCAUCCCGAGGUGGCACUGUUGCUGCGUCCUGACGCAUCCUGAGAGAUCACUGAGCACAGAGGCACUCUAAACUCCCAGCAGCAGUGAGGAAGGAUGUAUGAGGAGGAGUCCCAGGAGCUGAGGGGGCAGCAGGAGGCGGUGGUGCUCCACAACAUGGAGGCGCCCGCAGCGGCGUCUUCCAGCGCCGCCGCUCCGUCGAUGUCCUUCACGGACGAGGCCGUGUCCAUCCUGACGUCCAGCAGCAUGCUGGCCCGCUCCCUGCUGGGUCGCUCCACGCCCGUCAAGCGCAAGGAGAGCCCGGCGUCCAGCAUCCGGCGCAAGCGCGAGUUCAUCCCCGUGGACAAAAAGGACGACGGCUACUGGGACAAGAGGAGGAAGAACAACGAGGCGGCCAAGCGUUCGCGGGAGAAGCGGCGCAUGAACGACAUGGUGCUGGAGAGCCGCGUUCUGGCCCUGCUGGAGGAAAACGCUCGGCUCCGGGCCGAGCUGCUCGCCCUCAAGUUCCGCUUCGGCCUGGUGAAAGACCCCUCCAACGCCCCGAUCCUGCCCCUCACCGCCCCCCCACACCACAGCGCUCAGAGCCUGAGCCCUCAGUAUUACCUCCACAGAGGGGAGGGAAGCCCGCAGAGCGCCGUAGCACAACACCCCACCGGCCAGGCGGGCCAGCUGAGCAGCCGGGGCUGCCGGGACGGCGGGAACAUGUCCGAGGACUCGGGGUUCUCCACGCCGGGCGGCUCCAGCGUCGGGAGUCCGGUCUUCUUCGAGGACCGACUCAGCGAUCACGGGAAGCUGUCCCCUCACAGGGCGGAGGAGCUGGCCUACGACAUCCACCACUCCCCGGACGACGUCCACCACGCCAAGACGGAGCAGGCGGAGGCCAUGAAAAACCUCCCGCACAAGCUCCGGUUCAAGGUCCCUGGAAGCAGCGACGGGGGCGAUUCCGCGGUGGACGGCGGGGGCGGCGCCAGGCGCAGCCCCACGUUUUCCCCCGCGGGGCGAGACGGCCUCAGAGAGACCGUUAAGGGACUGAGCGGGGGCGACGCCGGGCACUGCGCCGGCUCCUGGCUCCAGCCGCUGGAGGCGGCGGCGGAGGCCCGGCGGGGGAGGCAGUCCCCGCAGUGUGGCGGUUCCGCUGCGGGCUACGGCCUCCAGCCGCCCCCCACGCAGGCGCCCGGCGAGGUCCAGCACGAGAACACGUACCUGAAGUCUCAGCUGUCCUCCCUCAGCGAGGAGGUGGCCCAGCUCAAGAAGCUUUUCACAGAGCAGCUCAUGGCCAAAACCAACUGAGGACCAGUGACUCACUCACUGUUUGCCAACGUCUAGACUCUUAAGGACAAACCGUUUCUGUCGGAGAAUCUCCGCUCUGCGGCAGCGGUGACGGAUCAUGCGGGUUUUCACAAGGAUCUUCAAAUCCGCCUGUGUUGUUUUUAACUUCAAAACCGUUGUACAAUAUUGUAAUAAACGUCUUUAAACGCUCAUCUCAUAAUCUGAUAACAGCUACCCGCUGUGGUGUUACUCAGUCUUACCUGUACUAGUGUUGGGUGAAUAAUUGCCUCCUUGUUCCACACACUGUGACGACUUUGAGAACUCACAACAUGUUUACAUCGGUUCGACGCGAGCUUGACGGCGUGCGGAGGCCCUGGGGACGGGUGUGUGUGUGGGUCUGUGUGUGUGUGUGUGUGUGUGGACCUACCGCACGAACUGUCCCUCCGCCAGGAACCGGACUGCGGACCUGCAGAGGCAGACAGCAAACACACACUCAGACGAACCCCAGAGCUUCUAAAAAGAGAAAAAAAAAGGAAGAAACGCUGCACAUCAGGUCGGACACACGAGUCACUGUAACUAACUGUCCUGCUGUGUGUUUCACGUCUCCACUCGGUCUGUU
Molecule: messenger RNA, 2157 nt
Organism: Salarias fasciatus (jewelled blenny)
Lineage: Eukaryota; Metazoa; Chordata; Actinopteri; Blenniiformes; Blenniidae
Gene: nfil3-6
Product: nuclear factor, interleukin 3 regulated, member 6
Exons: 2
Coding region: 366-1559 (397 amino acids)
Biological process (GO): circadian rhythm; regulation of DNA-templated transcription
Cellular component (GO): nucleus
Molecular function (GO): DNA binding; DNA-binding transcription factor activity
Source: RefSeq, a predicted model, not a curated record